AUGAGCGACUACGAUAAAUACUCUCGCCCAAACUAUCCUCCUCCUUCACAGAACAAUCAGCCAAAUUAUGGUAACGAUGUUUAUCAAGUUCCAGCAGAUUUAGAAACAGCACAAUUCGGAAAACUUCCAGAUCCAUCUCAGAAUUUUGAUCAAAGUUUUAAAAUAGAAAAACCUAGAUAUAAUGAUUGGCCGUUCACUAUUAUUUUCUUAUUGGUGGUUGCUGGUUUUGUUGCUGUGGCAGGUAUUACCUUGAACGCUUUAAGACAAACAUUCUCAUUCCAAGGUGGUUCAAUUUAUGAUUCAAGUAACUCGUUCACAGUCAAUACUAAUACUAUUAUUUUAUUUUCAUUCGUCAUAGUGGUUGCUAUUGUUCUAUCAGCUGCCUUGAUAAUUUAUGCCAGGUUAGCUCCAAAGACAUUUAUUGUUACAGGAUUGAUUUUUAAUAUUAUUCUUGGAUUGGGUACUAGUAUUUUCUACUUUGUGGAACAUUAUUACUCGGCUGCUAUAGUGUUCUUGGUUUUUACCUUGUUAACUGCUUGGUGUUACUGGUCUGCCAGAAGAAGGAUUCCUCUUAGUGCAACUAUCCUAACAAUAGCAAUUGAUGUAAUGAAAGCUUAUCCUUCAACAUUAGUCGUUUCCUUCGUUGGUAUGAUCAUUAGUGCUGCCUUUAGUGUGCUUUUUAGUGUUGUUCUUGUUGCAACUUAUGUCAAAUUUGAACCAAAUAACAAUAAUGAAGCUUGCAGCGCUGGAGGUGGUAGUUGUUUCCAAGCAAAAGUUAUUGGUGUAUUAGUAUUUGUUAUGUUUGCAGGUUACUAUAUUUCUGAAGUUUUCAGAAAUAUAAUUCAUGUCACAAUUUCAGGUGUUUAUGGUACAUGGUAUUAUUUGGCAAAUUCUGAUCAAGGUGCACCAAGAUUACCAGCGCUUGGUGCAUUGAGAAGAGCUUUGACUUACUGCUUUGGUUCUAUUAGUUUUGGAUCUUUAAUAGUGGCUUUGAUUCAAUUGGUAAGGCUGCUUUUGCAAAUUUUAAGGCAAAGUUUACUUAAUAAUGGUGAAGGUUGGGCUGCAUGUCUAGUAUUAAUUAUUGAUUUUUUGGUUUCGUUUGUUGAAAGCUUAGUUCGUUACUUCAAUCAUUAUGCCUACUGUUAUAUUGCCUUAUAUGGAAAGAGUUAUAUCAAAUCUGCUAAAGACACGUUUGAUCUAUUAAGAUAUAAAGGAAUGGAUGUAUUAGUUAAUGAUUGUUUUAUCAAUACUUCCUUGAAUCUUUAUGCUUUGUUUGUGGGUUAUCUUACAGCUUUACUUGCUUAUUUAUACUUACGAUUUACUAGCCCAGCAUAUAAUUCAGAUGGUAAUUAUUAUGCCCCAGUUAUUGCUUUUGCAUUUUUAAUUGCAGGACAAAUCACUCGUGUUAGUUUAACAGUAAUUGAAUCAGGUACUUCUAGUUUCUUUGUUGCGUUAGCAAAAGAUCCUGAGAUUUUCCAAAUGACCAAUAGAGAUAAGUUCGAUGCUAUCUUUAGAGAUUAUCCUCAAGUCUUACAAAAGUUAACUUCAAACCAUUAG
This is a messenger RNA of Scheffersomyces coipomensis, 1557 nucleotides long. RefSeq lists its product as uncharacterized. Gene Ontology annotation, molecular function: transmembrane transporter activity. Gene Ontology annotation, cellular component: plasma membrane. Gene Ontology annotation, biological process: transmembrane transport. The coding region runs from base 1 to 1557 and encodes 518 amino acids. NCBI's taxonomy places the organism in Eukaryota, Fungi, Ascomycota, Pichiomycetes, Serinales, Debaryomycetaceae. The record is from RefSeq and is a predicted model, not a curated record. The transcript has a single exon.